Messenger RNA from Penicillium waksmanii, 846 nucleotides. Its product is annotated as putative ABC transporter. Gene Ontology annotation, molecular function: ATP binding; ATP hydrolysis activity. NCBI's taxonomy places the organism in Eukaryota, Fungi, Ascomycota, Eurotiomycetes, Eurotiales, Aspergillaceae. The transcript has 2 exons. Bases 1 to 846 code for a protein of 281 amino acids. The record is from RefSeq and is a predicted model, not a curated record.
AUGGCGCCGUCAUCCACUGCCCAAGCCCCAUCCAUCGAGGUGCAGAACCUCUCUUAUAAAUUCCAAGAUGGGUCUGCGGGGCUCCAAGAUGUGCAAUUGAGUCUUCCACCAGGUAGCCGAACGCUGCUAAUCGGCGCCAACGGAGCCGGCAAAACCACUUUGCUCCGCCUAGUCUCAGGAAAACGCCUAGCACCCAACGACACAAUUUCCGUGGGAGGCAAAGACCCCUUCAAAGAAGGCCUGGAGGGAGUCACCUACCUCGGCGUAGAAUGGGUACUGAACAGCAUCGUUCGCACCGACAUCGACGUGCCAACCUUACUAUCCUCUGUGGGCGGCGAUGUCUACACAGAACGUCGUGACGAACUAGUCGAUAUCCUCGACAUCGAUCUGAGCUGGCGCAUGCACGCUGUUUCGGACGGUGAACGCCGUCGUGUCCAGCUAGCUAUGGGUCUUCUGCGACCCUGGCAGGUCCUUCUCCUUGAUGAGAUCACUGUCGAUUUGGAUCUAUUGUCUAGAAGCAAUUUCCUCGCUUUCCUGAAGCGUGAGACGGAGACGCGUGCUUGCACUAUUGUUUAUGCUACGCAUAUUCUGGACAAUCUGGCGCAGUGGCCGACUCAUUUGGCGCAUAUGCAUUUGGGUAAGGUUAAGGCGUGGGGACCCGUUGAACAAUUCUAUCAGGAAAUUCCGCAGUGGACUUCUGAGAAUAGUCGGCUUGGUGAGUUGGUUCUUAAAUGGUUGAAGGAGGAUCUUGAUGCUCGGGGCCCGCGGAAGGGUCGGCCAGCGGAGGGGAAAACUUACGAAUCUCUUGAGGGACUGGGAGGUUAUGGACUUGAGAAGCACAGUUAA